AUGCCUUCCACCAAGCCCACCUCUUCCCAGAAGCCCGGUUACCCUCUCAGCUGCACUGUCAUGGCUAAGCCCACCGCCGCUGACCAGAAGCCUGGUUACCCUCUCAGCUGCAGCGUCAUGAAGCAGCCCGCUCAGAAGCCCGGCUACCCCCUCAGCUGCACUGUCAUGUAA
Messenger RNA from Fusarium pseudograminearum CS3096, 171 nucleotides. RefSeq lists its product as uncharacterized. The transcript has a single exon. NCBI's taxonomy places the organism in Eukaryota, Fungi, Ascomycota, Sordariomycetes, Hypocreales, Nectriaceae. The record is from RefSeq and is a predicted model, not a curated record. Bases 1 to 171 code for a protein of 56 amino acids.